UUCGUUUUGUAGUGUCAAACGGGAAACUUGUGUAAGAGUUUAAUUUCGGAUUGCGACGCAGCAACGGACGAUUUUUAAAAUAAGUUUUUUUUGUUUUCUUUUUAUUUUAUUUUAAUUUUUGUGUUAAAAAUCUAAUUAGCAACAAUAUUUUUUUCUCCAAUAAAGCUUGCAAGUUAAACGAAAAAAAUUAUUUAUUCAAAUUUGUGAAUGUGUUUUUUAUUAACUUGCGUAAAAAAUAGAAAAAAUAAUAUUUAAAUAUUACAACUCAAAAAAAAAAAAGAAAAAAUAAAGUGAAAUAAAACCUAUUGGAUUACUUUUACACAUAGCCGUUUCAAAGGGAAUAAGAAGCAAAAAAAAACUUUCAACAAGAUGUCCGAAGAAAAACAAGAGAAUGGUACCAAUGGUGGCGAUGUUCCGGAGAUUGAAUUAAUCAUUAAGGCAUCAACAAUCGAUGGACGAAGAAAGGGUGCGUGUCUAUUCUGUCAAGAAUAUUUUAUGGAUUUAUAUUUGUUGGCUGAACUAAAAACAAUUAGUUUGAAAGUUACAACAGUUGAUAUGCAAAAACCUCCUGCAGAUUUUCGUACCAAUUUUGAAGCAACACAUCCACCAAUUUUAAUUGAUAAUGGAUUAGCAAUUUUAGAAAAUGAUAAAAUUGAAAGGCACAUCAUGAAAAAUAUUCCAGGUGGUUACAAUUUAUUUGUACAGGAUAAAGAAGUAGCAACAUUAAUUGAAAAUUUAUAUUCAAAAUUAAAAUUAAUGUUAGUUAAAAAAGAUGAUCAUCAAAAUAAUGCUCUACUAUCACAUUUAAAAAAAAUCAAUGAUCAUUUAGCAGUUAGAGGGACACGUUUCUUAACUGGUGAUACAAUGUGUUGUUUUGAUUGUGAAUUAAUGCCAAGAUUACAACAUAUUCGAGUAGCUGGAAAAUAUUUUGUUGAUUUCGAAAUUCCUACUCAUUUAACAGCAUUGUGGCGUUACAUGUAUCAUAUGUAUCAAUUAGAUGCUUUUACACAAUCAUGUCCAGCUGAUCAGGAUAUUAUUAAUCAUUAUAAAUUGCAACAGUGUAGAGGUGAUACUAAGCAGAUGCUCAAAAUGAAGAAACACGAAGAAUUGGAAACACCAACGUUUACAACAUCCAUACCGAUUGAUAUAUCGGAUUAAAAGAUAAAAAAAAAACAUGUAAACAAAGUGAAAAUGUGUACCCGCAUAUAAUAGGAUUUUAUUCUAUUUUAUAAAUAAUUUAAAAAAAAAAAACAAAACAUACACUUAAAUUGAAAAUCCUGUUCUUUGUUUUUUUUUUAAAUAAUUAUUUUAUUAAUUAUUAAUAUUAAAAUACUUUUAGUUAUUAUACUUUAUUCAUUUGUUUUAUAUUUCUUUCAUAAUUUUCCAUUAUUUUGAAAUGAUUAAAAAAUUUAAUUAUAAAUUAAAUUUAAAUAAAAAAAAAAAGAAGAAAUUAAAAUUACAAUCAGAAAAAAAAAUAUUCAUAUUAUAAAAUUUAGAGUAUGAUUUAAAAAUAAAACAAUGUUAUUUUUAAAUUAAUAAUCCAAUAUUAUUAAAAUAUUAAUAUUAAAAUUCAAUAUUUGGCCUUAAAUUUUAAAAUGAAAUAUUGAAUGUUAAAAAUUAAAGAAAAAUUAAUAAAAAAAAAAAAAAGAAUUUGAAUUAUUUAAUUUUUUUCCUUUUUAAUAUUUUUACGUAAAAAUUCGCCUUAUUUGUUUUUAUAAAAUUUCAAUGUAAUUUAAAAAAAAUUAAUGGAGCUAAUAGCUUUAAUAAAAAACUUUCUGUAAUUCUUUUAAUAAAAUUAUAUAAAUAUUGAAAAAAUACUUAUUUAGAAUCGAAUAAAAUUUGCUUAAAACAAUUUACCUUAAACCAUAACACGAUACUGUAAAUAAAAAAUUUUUUUAAUAAUUUAAAAUGAAAAAUUCUUAUUUAAUUUUAAUACAAAAGCUAAACGUCAUCAAUACAAAAGUAAAUACAAUGUAAAAGAAAAUAAAUGUAAAUUAAAACGCAACAUGAAUUAAAAAAUAUUUAAAAAAUAAAUUAUAAAUUGGCGAAUGAAGUGUUAAAGGCUUUUGUUUCAUAACUACAUAUGAUUAUUCAUAAAUAUAUAAUUAAUUUUUUAAUAUGAUAUAUUUUCUUAAGAUAAAAAACAACUUGUAGAAUCCAAUUUAAAACUUUGAACUUUAUUAGAUUAUUUUACUAGGUUAGUUUUUUUAAUUCGAUAAUUUAUCCUUUAAAAUGUGUAAAUUAUAUUUAAAAUACAUACUGCAAAAUAAGCCCUAUUAUACAUGAAAAACGUUUCAAAUUUUGGUUUUGGUAUUAGAAAUUGAUUGAUGUUAACUAAUGUUUUAGUUUUUUUUUUUUUAAUUGGAUUAAAUUGAUAUACCAUUAACAAAAUUGAAAUGACAAAAUUUUAAUAUAAAUAUAUUUAAAUAAAAAUAAAAUAUAUUUCAAAUAAGACAAAAAUUUAAAAAAAAAAGAUUCAACAUUUUUGUCUUAAUUUCUUUUAUUUUUUUUUAAUUAAUUUUAAUUGUAUUAAUUUAAUUUUCUAAAAAGAAAACAAAAUACAAAAAAAAAUUACAAAAUUUUGUUCAAAUUUAAUUAUUUUUUUAUUAUUUAAUGUUAAAAUUUAGUAAUUGAAAUUUCUUUUAAAGUGCCCAUAAAAACAAAAAUGGAAUCAAAAAAUUUUUGUAAAAUCAAUUAAAAAAAAAAAAAACGAAAAAGUAUUCUAAAUAAAAAUAAUAAAAAUUGAUAUUUAAAAAAAAAAUUGGACAAAAAAAUUUUUUUAAAAAUUUAUAAGAUUUAAUCUUAAAGUAAAGGCUUAAUGUAAUUUUAAAAUAUAAUAAUAUAAUAUUAAUCCAAAAUAAAAUAAAUAAAAAGAAAUUUUCUACUUAAGAAAUAAAAUAAAAUCUUUGAUGGUAGCGUAAUAUAAAAAUUAUAAUUUUGUAGCAAUUAUAUUUUCAAAUUUUUUAAUCGGAAAAUAUAAAACUGUGUUAAAUCCUGCACUAACUGUAUUGAACUUUUUUUUCGGAAACACAUCACUAAUUGCAUCUACCAAAAUAUAAAUCUAACUUCAACGUAAGCCAAAUUGAUUUCAGAUAUCCGUUUUAGUAGCAGCCAUAAAUUAUUUUUUACUGUUUAAAAUAAUGAAAAAAAAAAUUGAUUCUGAAAAGCCAGAAAAAAAUAUGAUAUUUCAAUUUAGACCUUUUUUCGUUUAAAUAUUUCUAAAAUACAAUAUUCACCAUUUGCAACUUGAUUUUAAUAGGCCUUCGCAAAAUUCAACUGGAAAAAACACAUGAUUCACAAUAUAAAAAUGGUGUUAUACCUUCAUGAUUUUAACAGCUAGAUUAGCAAUUUUCCACUUUUCAAAAAGGAAAAGCCUAAAUUUACUUACUUAUUGUUAUUUUAACCUUUUUAUACCGCAAAAGAACUCAAUUUCAUUUUUAUUUAAUUAAUUCUCUAUCAAAUAUUGUCCUUAUAGAACUUGAUUUCCGGUAAGAAUUUACAAAACUGAUUGUAAAGUUUUUACAUCACCAAAUACAUUUUUUGCAUUUGCGUAAAAAAGCAUUUUUUAUAUUCAAAACAUAGACAUAUUAUUAAGAAGUGAAUAGCAAGUAAAAUCAAAAUCAUUUCAGCUUUUGAAAUAACUAAAAACGUCCUAUUUUAUAAAUAUUUGAAAUGGUAAAAAAAUAAGGCCUAACAUUUUUGUACUAAUAAAAAAGAAAACAAUAGUUUAAUAAAUUUUAAUAAAUUUUACAUUAAAACUUAGAGAAGAUGUAAAAGCAUAUUACACAGUAUAUGUGGCAUGUAAUAGUAUUUAAAUAACAAAAACAUCAUGAAAAUUAUUUGUAUAUAAAAAUUUUAUACACAUAAAAUAAGAAAAAAUCAGUAACAUUUGAUACGAAUCAAAUUUUUAAUUAUAUAAUAUAAAUGCAGCAAAUUAAUAUACAAUUAAUUUAAUAUGAAUAUAUAUGUAUGUAAGUAUGUAAAAUGAUUAUCUAAUAAAAGUGAUCAUGAUACAAAAGUAA
Messenger RNA from Condylostylus longicornis, 4022 nucleotides. It is a transcript of the gene Clic, whose product is annotated as chloride intracellular channel exc-4. Gene Ontology annotation, biological process: chloride transport. Lineage: Eukaryota; Metazoa; Arthropoda; Insecta; Diptera; Dolichopodidae. Gene Ontology annotation, cellular component: cytoplasm; apical plasma membrane. The transcript has 7 exons. The coding region runs from base 370 to 1158 and encodes 262 amino acids. Gene Ontology annotation, molecular function: chloride channel activity. The record is from RefSeq and is a predicted model, not a curated record.